Messenger RNA from Haliotis rufescens (red abalone), 2124 nucleotides. RefSeq names its product excitatory amino acid transporter-like. Gene Ontology annotation, biological process: L-glutamate transmembrane transport. Lineage: Eukaryota; Metazoa; Mollusca; Gastropoda; Lepetellida; Haliotidae. Gene Ontology annotation, cellular component: plasma membrane. The record is from RefSeq and is a predicted model, not a curated record. Bases 34 to 1251 code for a protein of 405 amino acids. Gene Ontology annotation, molecular function: glutamate:sodium symporter activity; neutral L-amino acid transmembrane transporter activity; L-glutamate transmembrane transporter activity. The transcript has 7 exons.
AAUCUUAACGGAAAAGCUGCAGGUAGGAUCGGCAUGAUCGCUAUCGGUUACUACAUCUUCACCACCAUUGUUGCCACCGUUGUCGGCAUCAUCCUCGUCAUCUCAAUCAGACCAGGUGAUGUUAUCAGCAAUGGCGCCAUCACAGUCAAGUCCUUAGACGCUACUCCAUCGCAAUCUACCAGAGAUGUGUUCCUGGACUUAGCAAGGAAUAUCUUCCCUGAAAACAUAGUACAAGCAACGUUUGAAACGAGUGGUACCGUGUAUGUGAAGAUGGACAAACCAGUGGACAGGCGCACUGUUAUCCAAAAAAAUGGAAACAGAUCCAGCAAUAAUGAUACAGAUCCAAACACAGAUGGACGAUGGACACCAACGUCUGUCUACAGGCCAGGAAUGAACACGUUAGGUAUAUUAUGCUUCUUCGUAAUUUUUGGAGUUAUCCUUGGUCGACAUGGAGAAAAGGGAAAGAUCGUGUUGCAGUUCUUCGUAACUCUGAAUGAUAUAACUAUCCAAAUGGUAUGGAUAGUAAUGUGGUAUUCACCAGUCGGGAUAAUGUUUCUGAUCAUAGGGAAGGUGUUAUCAGUGGAGGAUAUGGCUAGCACGGCCAGGCAACUUGUCGUCUAUUUAACCACUAUUAUAGCUGGCGCAAUCAUCCAUGUGCUGAUACUCUUACCUCUUUUAUAUUUUGUCUUAACCAAGAAGAACCCGUUCAGAAUCUUCAGAGGAAUACCAGAGGCAGUCGUGACGGCUCUUGCCAUUGCUUCCAGCUCUGCCACACUACCUGUAACUAUACGGUGCUGCGAGGAGAACCUGAAGAUUAAUAAUGCCAUCACUCGCUUCGUGCUUCCACUCGGGGCAACGAUCAACAUGGAUGGAACUGCAAUCUUUUAUGUGGUAUCGGUUGUCUACAUUGCCCAGAUGCACGCAAUAUCCCUUCAUUUCUUCGAGAUGAUUCUGCUGAGUCUGUGUACAGUUUUGACAAGUGUGGGUGCUGCAGGAAUCCCAAAUGCUGCUAUAGUGACACUGAUUGUCAUCCUGUCAUCUGUCGGUCUGCCAACUGAGAGCAUCUCCAUCCUGCUAGCGGUGGACUGGUUCCUGGGUCGACUGCGCACAAUCGCAAACAUCACAGGAGACUGCUUGACGGCCGCCGUGUUGGAUCACUUCUUUCCACAAGCUGACGUUGACGUUGAGAUGCGGCCAGAAAGGCCCCUUUGUACCUCUGAGGAUGAAAAUCACAUGGCUGAACUUGUAUAAUAUGUCCAUCGUGCUUCCUGUGUAUUGCGUUAUAAAUUAUGAUUGUACCUGUAACAAUGAGUAUGGUUUCACCGUGAUGAUUGUACCUGUAACAGUGAGUAUGGUUUCACCGUGAUGAUUGUACCUGUAGCAAUGAGUAUGGUUUCACCGUGAUGAUUUUACCUGUAGCAAUGAGUAUGGUUUCACCGUGAUGAUUGUACCUGUAACAAUGAGUAUGCUUUCACCGUGAUGAUUGUACCUGUAACAAUGAGUAUGGUUUCACCGUGAUGAUUGUACCUAUAACAAUGAGGAUAGUUUCACCGUGAUGAUUGUACCUGUAACAAUGAGUAUGGUUUCACCGUGAUGAUUGUACCUAUAACAAUGAGGAUAGUUUCACCGUGAUGAUUGUACCUGUAACAGUGAGUAUGGUUUCACCGUGAUGAUUGUACCUGUAACAGUGAGUAUGGUUUCACCGUGAUGAUUGUACCUGUAACAGUGAGUAUGGUUUCACCGUGUUGAUUGUACCUGUAACAGUGAGUAUGGUUUCACCGUGAUGAUUGUACCUGUAACAAUGAGUAUGGUUUCACCGUGAUGAUUGUACCUGUUACAAUGAGUAUGGUUUCACCGUGAUGAUUGUACCUGUAACAAUGAGUAAGAUUUCACCGUGAUGAUUGUACCUGUAACAAUGAGUAAGAUUUCACCGUGAUGAUUGUACCUGUAACAAUGAGUAUGGUUUCGGCGUGAUGAUUGUACCUGUAACAAUGAAUGUGGUUUCGGCGUGAUGAUUGUACCUGUAACAGUGAGUAUGGUUUCACCGUGAUGAUUGUACCUGUAACAGUGAGUAUGGUUUUACCGUGAUGACUCUACAUGUAACAAUGAGUAUGGUAUGGUUUC